AUGGAGUGUGGUAAUGGGCGUGGAGAGAGAAAAAAAGGGGUGGGGGUGGGUUGCGCUGCAGGUGGGGUAACAAGGAGAGGGCUUAAUUUGUCGGUCCAGGUUCGGAUUCGGGUCAGGUUCGAGAUCUUGGAGCAUGGUGCUUUACUGGAUGAAUUAACAAAAGUUGAAUGUCCUAUCAUUCUUGCUCUUUAUCAAUGGAAUUCUAGAGUUGAUAUCAAGAAGGAGGAUAAAGCAUAUGAUACAUUAGUGAAGAUAUUUUAUGCAAUUGAGAAAGAUGAUCACAAGUUUAUGUUUUUUGUUAGGAAUAUAGAGUUUGAGGUGACCCCGAAGUUAAUUGCAACAAUAUUGAAUGUUAUCUAA
Molecule: messenger RNA, 360 nt
Organism: Ilex paraguariensis (yerba mate)
Lineage: Eukaryota; Viridiplantae; Streptophyta; Magnoliopsida; Aquifoliales; Aquifoliaceae
Source: the annotation of a GenBank genome assembly